This is a messenger RNA of Saccostrea echinata, 1053 nucleotides long. RefSeq names its product prostaglandin E2 receptor EP4 subtype-like. Gene Ontology annotation, biological process: adenylate cyclase-activating G protein-coupled receptor signaling pathway; inflammatory response; positive regulation of cytosolic calcium ion concentration. The transcript is spliced from 2 exons. Gene Ontology annotation, cellular component: plasma membrane. Gene Ontology annotation, molecular function: G protein-coupled receptor activity. The record is from RefSeq and is a predicted model, not a curated record. The coding region runs from base 1 to 1053 and encodes 350 amino acids. NCBI's taxonomy places the organism in Eukaryota, Metazoa, Mollusca, Bivalvia, Ostreida, Ostreidae.
AUGGAUAAUGAUCGAAUUAUAAAUAAAACAGUAAACAUUAGCAAUUCAAACAUCACUUUUGAAGAAACUGUGUCAGAAAGCAUUCUACCCCCAAGUCUUCAAUAUGCGUUUGGAGGUUUUGGAAACAUCAUGGCCAUAUUUUUUCUCUGUCGAUCUGCCGGGGAACAUAAAUGGAAACCUUUCUACAGAUUUGUCUGCGGUUUAGCUAUAAGCGAUUUUUGUGUAAUAGCCUUAGUUUAUCCAGCGGUAAUGGUGCGCUAUAUCUCAGGAUUUACUUUUGAAUUUCCCAGACAACUUUGUGAAUACUGUUCAUUUUGGUCCUCUUUCUCCUUCAUGUCUUCAGCCCUGAUUGUAAGUGCCAUGUCUUUUGAUCGUUUUCUGGCCGUUCGUUUUCCAAUAUGGUACAGGAACACACAGAAAAGAAGAGCUAACAUAAUGCUUCUGGUGAUUUGGGCAUUUACAGCCACCGUAUCUUCUCUUAAUCUUAUAGGCAUUGGAUCAGUCAAAAACUUUUAUCCAGGAUCGUGGUGCUUUAUAGACUUUGCAAAUAAGGGACUGUUAGAAAGGGUGAACACUUACAUAUAUUCCAUCACUGGCAUAAUUAUUUUAUUAAUAACAGUUUUUCUAAACGUAGCUGUUGCUUAUUCCGUUUGCCGAAAACCAGUUUUAACGACUAUCGACAACAAAAGAAAAAGAAAUGACAUUUACAUUAUUGUUUUCCUGUUUACUGUAGUAACUCUUUUUUCCAUUUGCUGGGUUCCUUUGAUGGUUCGUAUGUUAAUGAAUGCCAGUGCAAAGUUCCCUAAGAAUGGACCAGAGGAACUUAUGGCUGUGCGACUGACCAUCAGUAACUCCAUUGUUGACCCAUGGAUCUACAUCAUUCUACGCAAAGAAAAUCUGGUCAAAGUGGUGCAUUUGAUUCGUAGAUUCAACAACCAUAAACAAAGGCAAACACAUAUGUUCACAGUAGAACCAUGUGCUGAUGGAGAUAAAACGAACACAAUCGAACACACCCCAUCUUUGAGCAUUGCAAACUGUACAACACAGUCAUAA